Messenger RNA from Aspergillus eucalypticola CBS 122712, 625 nucleotides. RefSeq lists its product as uncharacterized. The coding region runs from base 64 to 552 and encodes 162 amino acids. The transcript is spliced from 3 exons. The record is from RefSeq and is a predicted model, not a curated record. NCBI's taxonomy places the organism in Eukaryota, Fungi, Ascomycota, Eurotiomycetes, Eurotiales, Aspergillaceae.
CACAAACCAUAAAAGCAAUCAUCUUCUGUGAUCAUCACAUUCAAUCCCACUCUCCAACUCAAAAUGAAGUUCUCCAUCGUUGCUCUUGCCGGCCUUGCCAGCGCCGUCUCUGCUGGUUCUCUCCCCGCUCGCUUCUCCCUCAUCGCCGACGACAACACCCCCGUCCUCACUGAUGGCCAGUACGUCUACAUCGGCAACGACACCUCCAAGAGCACCUCCAAGCUGAUCCUCUCCGGCGGUGGCAACGGUGGUCUGACCUACCUCGCCAAGGGCGCCGUCCCCACUGCCUGGCAAAACCUGUACAUCAUCGAGAACAGCGUCUCGCCCAUCUCCUUCACCCAGCCUCACUCCGGCGCUGUUCCCGACAACGCCAACACCACUGGCUUCGGCGUCAACGAGCAGGGUUACCUGACUCAGGGCGGUAGGGCCUGGUUCGCUGUUGACGGAUACGGCGAUGUCCCUGCCAAGGAGGUCUACUGGUACGGUGCUCACAACUCGGAGUACAAGGCUGCCAACCUCAAGGUUCAGGAGUGCACUACCAAGGAGUGCUAAAUGAGUUGAUACCAUGGCACACACACUUUGUUUUGUAAAUGUUGAGUGGGUAUAUCGGGGAUGGAACAUAUGA